Coprinopsis cinerea okayama7#130 is the source of this 1056-nucleotide messenger RNA. RefSeq lists its product as hypothetical. Bases 62 to 904 code for a protein of 280 amino acids. The transcript is spliced from 10 exons. Gene Ontology annotation, biological process: endoplasmic reticulum to Golgi vesicle-mediated transport. The record is from RefSeq and is a predicted model, not a curated record. Gene Ontology annotation, cellular component: membrane; trans-Golgi network. Lineage: Eukaryota; Fungi; Basidiomycota; Agaricomycetes; Agaricales; Psathyrellaceae.
AUCGCCGCCGACAUCGAGCGCCUGAACUCUUGACUCGCUAUAUACUCCACGACAACCGAUUAUGGAUCCAGCAAGAACGCCGCUCACAGCCAAUUCCCAAUUCAUCCAAGCGGACGAUGACGAUGACCUGGAUGAGGACAGCAUUCCAGGAUUCGCCCAUCCAUCCAUGGCACCGACUUCUGCAAAUCCAGUUGAUAAGGGCAAGGCACGGGCGGCGUAUGAGCCUGAGCAACUAGCUCCUCCAAGCGCAGGAGGGAGAUCGAAUAGUCAGACGCUUUCAGGAAAUAUCGGGAGCUCUUCACAGGCUAGUGGACAGCGGGCAGAUAGACAAACUAUUGGCGGUGUCCGGGUGGAGACAAGAUAUACUGGAGCUGACACACUGGACGAACCUGUUAGCAAAACGAUCGCCCGAGACUUGUUCUCGAUAUAUACCAAACUAGUCCAAGUUCUAUACCCUCGCAGGUCGUCUGGGCGCGAAGUACUAAGAGAGUGGGAUCUAUGGGGCCCUCUGAUCUUCUGUCUGCUGCUUGGAAUUAUGCUUAGUGUCAAUGCCCCGGCGGACCAAAGAAUGGGCGUCUUUACCUCCGUCAUUGUCAUUUGUUCCCUUGGUGCGCUCGCUGUAACUGUUCAGGCUAAGCUUCUUGGCGGUCGAGUGUCAUUCUUCCAAGGUCUCUGCGUUAUUGGGUAUUGCAUUGCACCCCUUGACAUUGCUGCCCUCAUAUCGACGUUUGUUCGCGUUAUCUACGUCCGUGGCCCCGUCGCCCUGCUCGCAUGGGCAUGGUGCAUCUGGGCUUCCGUCAACUUCUUGGAUGGAACUCAGAUCGAGCAGCAGCGCAUUCUCCUCGCUGUUUACCCUCUAUUAUUGUUCUACUUCAUUCUCGCUUGGAUGAUCCUCAUCCAAUAGUGCUUUACCCUGUGUAACUAACCGUAAAGUUCUAGGUUUACCGUUCUCUGUCACCAUUGUCGGCAGCUGUCUUUGUGGCAACGUUUCCAUUACCGAGUCAUGCGGAUUGCAUCUUUCAAUACUGUUUCGGGAAUGAAAUCAAACAACACUCU